Messenger RNA from Galeopterus variegatus (Sunda flying lemur), 918 nucleotides. RefSeq names its product tRNA-specific adenosine deaminase 1-like. Gene Ontology annotation, biological process: RNA processing. The record is from RefSeq and is a predicted model, not a curated record. The coding region runs from base 16 to 918 and encodes 300 amino acids. NCBI's taxonomy places the organism in Eukaryota, Metazoa, Chordata, Mammalia, Dermoptera, Cynocephalidae. The transcript has 3 exons. Gene Ontology annotation, molecular function: adenosine deaminase activity; RNA binding.
GCCUCCAUCAUUCCAAUGCUUGAGUUUGAAGAUCAACCUUGCCCUCCUGCCAGCAGAGAUUGGGCCAACAACCCAUCAGGAGAAGCCAUUGGUAACCAGGAAGCUCCUGAAAAUAAAAGGAAAUGUGAAGACCUUGACAGUCCUGUAACCAAAAAGAUGACGCUUGAGCCUGGAACUGCUGCAAGGGAGGUCGCCAACGGUGCAGCUCACUAUCAGAGUUUUGACAAGUGGGGAGGUGGCCCAGUCCCACCAGGUGUCAGCAGCUCUAAUCUCGCUGUAGAAGGACUGGCCACUGUCACCAGAAUGGCCUCCAAUGGUGCCAAAGUGGUGGACAUUUAUAGAACUGGAGCCAAGUGUGUGCCUGGAGAAACUGGAGACUUGAGGAAGCCUGGUGCUGCAUAUCACCAGGUAGGGCUGCUCCGAGUAAAGCCAGGCCGGGGAGACAAGACUUGCUCCAUGUCCUGCAGUGACAAGGUGGCCCGAUGGAACGUCCUCGGAUGCCAAGGAGCACUGUUGAUGCACUUCCUGGAAGAGCCCAUCUACCUGUCAGCUGUGGUCAUUGGGAAGUGCCCAUACAACCAAGAAGCCAUGCACAGAGCACUGAUGGGGAGGUGUCAGAAUGUCUCAGCUUUACCCAAAGGCUUUGGAGUUCAAGAACUGAAAAUCCAGCAGUCAGAUUUGCUAUUUGAACAGAGCCGCUGUGCAGUGCAGGCAAAAAGGGCCAACAGCCCAGACCGACUUGUUCCUUGUGGGGCAGCCAUCAGCUGGAGUGCAGUUCCUGAGCAGCCACUGGAUGUUACUGCUAAUGGCUUUCCACAAGGAACAACAAAGAAAGGAAUCAGAAGACUUCAGGCCAGGUACAGCAUAUUGGGGCAGGAGGAGAUGGUGGCCGUGAACUCACAUCUUAUCACUAUCUAA